UUGAAGUAUACGUCGAAACUAAACGAUAAGGUACUGAUACGGUGUUGUCACUGUUUCUCCAAGAGGGUCAAGUGCAGGCAUGGACAAAAUCUAAUUGAUUGAAUUUAAAUGGGACGCCAAUUAUGUUGUUGAGCGACCAGCGGCCAUGUCUGCCACGGCUAUGGGCUUCGCAGCACCGUGGGUUCUAAGAAAAGCAGCAAAUGCGCUCGCUUGCUCUCACGUUCUUGGUAUCAACAGCAAGCUCUCUCACUACAAAACACUCCGCUCUUUUCCUCUCACUUCUCCUUUGACUUCUCAAGCUUCAGGAAUAUGCCACUUAGCACAAGCCAUAAAGGGUGACGAGAGAAGUGCUAUUGAAGAAGUGAAACGUAUUCUUGAAAUGGCUAGACGAGCAUCAUCAAGAAGAGAAGUUGUCCAUACGAAUUUUCUUACCCCACCAGUGCUCAAGGAGUUAAUGCUAGCAUUGGAAAAAUUAGCCGACAUUAGAGCAAUUGCUCAGGGAGGAUACCCGCAGGCAGAGCGUUGCCGAAUUUCUAUUGGACAUCCCGAUGUAAUGACAAAUGAUCCAGAUGUAGUUGCAGCAUUGAGUGUCACAGGAAACUUUGGGUUUCAACCUUGUUCUCAUGGUGACUUCCUUGGUGCAACUCUUGGUAAAGGGAUUGCCAGGGAGAAGCUCGGAGAUAUUAUCUUGCAGGGAGAGAAGGGGGCUCAAAUUCUCAUUGUCCCAGAACUUGUUGACUUUAUUAUAUCGUCAUUAGACAAGGUUGGUAAUGUUCCAGUCUCUUGCACAAAGAUACCGUUGAUCUCUCUUGAUUAUGAACCACCAAGGAUUCAGCCAUUUAAAACCAUAGAAGCAUCACUAAGAGUUGAUGCUCUAGCUAGUGCGGGAUUUAAGAUUUCACGAUCAAAACUUGUCGACUCGAUCGGUAAAGGAGAGGUUCGUGUGAAUUGGAAACCUAUUUCUAAAAACAACACCCCACUCAAGACUGGUGAUAUUGUCUCUGUUAGUGGAAGAGGAAGACUAAAGAUAGGAGAAACAAGGGCUACGCGUAAGGGAAAAUUUGAAGUAGAGCUCCUUCGAUAUCUGUAAAAGGAGAAAUGCUACACAUAUUCCCUAAUUACUAUUGAACUUUUCACUGCCACGUCAAAGAGUGUGCACUUAAAAGUGUGGGAGUGUGUAUAGCAUUUUUCCUAUAAAAUUUGGCAGAAAUUGCGGCAACUUUGAAUAUUAUUUUCAAGCUUCAAUGUCAAUCUUUGGUGAGCGAAGAUAGGGGAUGAUGAAAGGUAAAUUGUAUUUCUUAAUGUUGGGUGCCAUAAUAAUGAAGAAAAACAGGCCUUUUUCUAA
Molecule: messenger RNA, 1345 nt
Organism: Alnus glutinosa
Lineage: Eukaryota; Viridiplantae; Streptophyta; Magnoliopsida; Fagales; Betulaceae
Exons: 10
Coding region: 146-1090 (314 amino acids)
Molecular function (GO): RNA binding
Source: RefSeq, a predicted model, not a curated record